GUUUAGCAUGACCAGACCUUGGGUAGAUGGAGUACUAUCAUCUCUGGAGAAUGGUGCACCCUUUUUGCGUUCUCCAUCUCGUCGCUGCUGUUUGUGAUCUGAUGCCCUUGUUUGUUUUCCUGCCGCUUCGUCUUAAGGCAGCAGCAGUCCAGUUCCAUAACGUAGCUUAGUUCCUUCUUGCCACGCAACAACCAUAACUCCUUCCUUUCAUUCUUUCUUCCUCGACCUUCUUUUAUUCAAUUCCGCAUCUCACCAUCGUCCUUCUUCCUGUCUUCAUCUCUACGCUCUUUGGUAUACAACUUUGAUACUCUAUUCAUUUUCGCAUCGAAUUACCAUUCAGCAUCCUACUUUAUUCCUCUACCGUUUCUAAUACCGACAUGGAUAUCGACCUGACCGACUCUCCAAGCGCGACAUCGGUCUCAACCCCAACUGAUGGCGGACUGCACCUCCACAAGAGACGCCGUACAGACGAUCCAACUUCAGACAGGGACGACAGUAGCAGGACAGAUCCCGAGGGCGAGGAAACCGAGAUGGCCCAUGGCGGUACCAACGGCAUCGCUGGUGUGAAUAUGAACACGAUCAACGGUUCAGAGUCAGCACGCGCUACCAUCGCGUUGAGCGAACCACCCCAGUGGCAGAAGGUGAUCGAGAAGGCUGUCAAGGCCAUUGUGUCGAUCCGAUUCAGUCAGGUAUCGGCCUUUGAUACUGAAGGACCCGAGACGUCAGAGGCAUCUGGGUUUAUUGUCGACGCAGAGCUUGGGUUGAUCCUGACGAAUCGACAUGUUGCUUGUGCUGGUCCCUUUGUCGGCGAGGCGGUCUGCCACGAUCAUGAAGAGGUCGAUGUCUUUCCAGUAUACAGGGAUCCUGUCCACGACUUCGGGUUUCUCAAGUUCGACCCAUCUAAGAUCAGAUAUAUGGAGGUGACAUCGAUCCCCCUGGCACCAGAAAUGGCCAAGGUUGGGAUCGAUAUCCGUGUUGUCGGAAACGAUGCAGGAGAGAAACUUUCAAUUUUGUCAGGCUCCAUCUCGCGAUUGGACAGAAACGCCCCUGAAUACGGAGACUUGACCUACAAUGACUUCAAUACGUUCUAUCUUCAGGCCGCUUCAAGUACAAGCGGAGGAUCCAGUGGAUCGCCAGUAAUCGACAUCAAUGGAAAUGCAGUCGCAUUGCAGGCGGGAGGUAGCCUCAAAGCUGCCACAGACUUCUUCUUGCCAUUGGACCGCGUUCGUCGUGCAUUAAGUUUUAUUCAGGAGGGCAAGCACGUAACUCGAGGCACCAUCCAGACCCAGUUCAUGUACCGACCCUUUGAUGAGACCCGUCGUUUGGGAUUGAGUCAGCAGACAGAGGCUCUCAUCAGAAAAACUUUUCCCGAGGAGAUUGGCAUGCUUGUCGCUGAGACCGUCCUGCCCAAGGGUCCUGCUUCAGAUUGUCUCGAGGAGGGCGAUAUUUUGGUUUCAAUCAAUGAUGAGCUUAUCACAAAGUUUGUACCGUUGGAGGAUUGCCUUGACAGGAAUGUCGGUAAAGAGAUUGAGAUCGUCGCAGAACGCGGAGGAGAGCGAAGAACGUUUAAGGUUGUGGUUCAGGAUCUGCACAGCAUUACACCCGAUCGGUAUGUAGAGAUUGGUGGCGCAAAGUUGAACAACCUCAGCUACCAACUCGCUCGCAGCUUUUGCGUCCCUGUCAGUGGCGUCUACGUCUCGGAGCCCAGCGGGAUGUUCAGAUUCGAGGGACCGGAUAGAGGCUGGCUUUUAUCGUCGAUCGACAACAAAUCCGUUUACAAUCUGGAUGACUUUAUUGAGGUUAUGCAGACGAUUCCAGACAGGGAGCGUGUCCCUGUGGUGUAUUAUUCGAUCGCGGAUGUGCACACGACCAGCGUUGCAGUUGUGCAGGUGGAACGUCACUGGAGCCGAUUCCGGCUAGCGGUCAGGAACGACAAGAUAGGGCUGUGGGAUUUCACCAACCUGGGGACACCCUUACCUCCCAAGCCCAUUGUGCCCUCGACUGUCAAGUUUUUGGAGCUGGACGAGUCGCUGGGGCCAGCAAAGGAGUUGUUCAGCAGCAUGGUCAAGGUCAGCUAUUACAUGCCAUGCCGUAUCGAUGGAUUUCCCAAGAGCAGGAAAUUGGGCGCUGGAUUGGUUGUGGAUGCUGAACGCGGUUUGAUUGUGGUCUCACGCAACAUCGUCCCCUUUGCCAUGGGAGAUUUGAACAUCACUAUUGCGGACUCCAUCAUUGUUCCCGGCAAAGUCGUGUACCUUCAUCCUACGCACAACUUCGCCAUUGUCUCAUACAACCCCAAGGACAUCGGUGGUACCCCCAUUCAGUCGGCUAAAAUCUCGCCCAUCAACCUUGUUCAGGGCCAUCAGGUCUCGUUGGUAGCGUUCAACCACAACCAGAGACCUAUCUGCCUCAGGACUGUUGUCACAGACAUCACCAGCGUAACAAUCCCUCACAACGCUACGCCUAGGUUCAGAGGCAUCAACUUGGAUGCAAUCACGCUCGACACGCCUCUUGCCCAGCAAUGUUCCUCUGGUGUAUUAGCCGAUAGCGAGGGACGAGUUCAGGGGCUGUGGCUGUCAUAUCUAGGAGAGCGUAACAACUCUGGUCGGGAUAACGAGUACCAUCUGGGAUUGCACAUCUCGACAAUUAUGCCUGUGCUUCAGCCUAUGCAACAAGGACUGUACCCUAAAUUGCGCAGUCUAAACAUUGAGAUCAUGCCUAUCCACAUGGCUCAGGCCCGCCACAUGGGACUUUCUGAUGAGUGGGUCAAGAAGGUGGAGGAGGCGAACCCUUCACGUCAUCAUAUUUUUAUGAUCAGACGUACUGAAACGGGGUCAGUAUCGGCCUCGAUCCUUCAGGAGCUAGAUUUGAUCUUGAGCGUCAACGGCAAGGUUAUCACGAGGAUGUAUGAAUUGGAUGUACAGUACGAUGCUACAGAGCUGGAGAUGGUUGUGCUUAGGAAGAAGGUCGAGGUCAAAGUGACGGUCCCUACAGAGGAGGUCGAUGGCAAUGGAACGAGCCGGUUGGUGAUCUGGGCUGGCGCCAUGAUGCACGAGCCCCACAAGGCUGUCCUGCAACAGAGCAAGACUCUGCCCAGCAGGGUCUAUGUCAGUGCACGCUCGAAGGGCUCUCCGUCGUACAUGUAUGGCAUGGUUCCAACAAUGUGGAUCACACAUAUCAAUGGUACUCCCACCCCGGAUCUGGAUGCCCUACUUAUGGCUGUGAGGCAAUGUCCCGAUAACUCAUAUGUCCGCGUCAAGACCAUGAGCUUUGACAUGAUCCCAACUGUUUUGAGCAUCAAGACGAACAUGCACUACUGGCCCACGGCAGAAAUGGUCAGGGACGAUAACGAGGAAUCUGGAUGGCGUAAGGUUGCUGAUUCGCCCGCUCCCACCAAGGGGUCAGUAGCAUCGGAAGAUGGUCCAGCUGCGGUCAUUGUGGACGGAGAUGAGGUCGAUAUGGAGGAGGACGGCGGCGAGACCGUUUAAGUCGACAGAAGACCACCAUUAUCAUUAGUACUGUUUAUCGUGUCAUUGUCCCUUUUUACCGUCGCCAUAGAUUGUGUUUCUUCAAUGUCAGUUAUUACUUCGUAUCCAUGUUUUUGUAAAGCCUAUAGUUACUCUUGGGAGCUCUGAAAUUGUGAAGAAAGCCGCCUUGUGUUUGAAAGCACAUAGUCUUAGUUUAGAUACUAGGAGGUGUGUGCGGUUCGUCACUUCGGUGACGUAAUUUUAGCGCCCAUUGUCUAGAAUCAA
Molecule: messenger RNA, 3749 nt
Organism: Gamsiella multidivaricata
Lineage: Eukaryota; Fungi; Mortierellomycota; Mortierellomycetes; Mortierellales; Mortierellaceae
Product: trypsin-like cysteine/serine peptidase domain-containing protein
Exons: 7
Coding region: 378-3485 (1035 amino acids)
Biological process (GO): proteolysis
Molecular function (GO): serine-type endopeptidase activity; protein binding
Source: RefSeq, a predicted model, not a curated record